AUGAAGCAAACAAAGGCAAGUUUCCCAACCUACAGACUGCCAAGAAAGCUAACAUCUCCGCAGGCCAUCAUCAUCGGCGGAGGCCCCGCGGGUCUCGUAACCGCUCUACGCCUACAGCAGCAAAUGAAUAUGGACUGCACGAUAUAUGAGCUUCGAACAGCACCUUCUACACUGGGGAGCGCCAUAGGCAUCAUGCCAAAUGGCUUGCGCCUUCUUGAUCGCUUGGGAGUUUACUCAGAGCUCAAGGAGCGCGGAAGCAGUCACUCCAAUAUGACCAUCCACUCUAUAAAUGGAGGGGUUCUGGGACGAAGAGAUAUGGUUGCUGCAGCAAAAGAGCAGACUGGUUAUGGGUACAUGAGAAUCAAGCGAACUGAUCUGCUCGACACCUUGUUGGGUGCGGUUGCUGAAGCUGGUAUUGCGUUGCACUACAACAAGUCACUUAUAUCCAUCACAGAAUCGGCUGAUUCAGUCACCGCGACCUUCUCUGACGGGACCAGUGAUACGGCAGACUUUCUUCUUGGGUGCGACGGGAUUCACUCUGCUGUACGACGCUUGCAUGUCGAUCCAGAUCAGACACCUGUAUACACGGGGAUGUCAGGCCUCGGCGCCCUGGUCUCAGCUUCUUGUGUUUCUGAGGCAGCUCGACAAGAAAUGAGGGGCAUGAAUGUCACAAUGACUCAAGAGGGUAUGUUUGGUGUCAUGACAUGCACUGCUUCCGACGACGAAAUUCUGUGGUUUUUGUCCAAAGAAGUACCACUGCCAGACUCUGAGGAUGCCCGCAAUGGAUGGGAGGUUCGUCGACGGGACGAAGUGGAGAGGUUCAAGACCCAACUUCACAAGACUCUCGAAGAUGCGGGUGGGCAAUGGGGGGAUAAUCUGCGGGAGCUUACUGGCAAUACGACAGCUGUGAAGUUCUACCCUAUUUACAAGCUACCCACCGGAGGAAAAUGGCACAAAGGGAGAACUCUCCUUCUCGGCGAUGCAGCACAUGCCAUGCCACCUCAUGCAGGCCAAGGAGUAUCGAUGGCAUUCGAAGACGCGUUUCUCCUUGCUCGUCUUCUUGAGAAGAAACUGUCUCUUGCGGAUACAUUCAAGCAGUUUGAUGAUAUCCGAAGACCAAGAGUUGAGGAUAUUGCGAACAGAUCUUCUGGGAAUGCAAAGAUCAGAAGAAGGACAGGGCCAUGGGGCUUGUGGCUGAAGGAGACGGGGCUUUGGCUGUUUAUGCAAGGUGCUUGGGUAUUUGGCAUGGAUCGCUGGGGUUCGGAGACGCAGCAGAUGGUGUACGACAUUGACAAAGUCAACAUCUGA
This is a messenger RNA of Fusarium verticillioides 7600, 1308 nucleotides long. RefSeq lists its product as hypothetical. Gene Ontology annotation, molecular function: FAD binding; monooxygenase activity. The record is from RefSeq and is a predicted model, not a curated record. Bases 1 to 1308 code for a protein of 435 amino acids. The transcript has a single exon. NCBI's taxonomy places the organism in Eukaryota, Fungi, Ascomycota, Sordariomycetes, Hypocreales, Nectriaceae.